CAACGCUGCUAGACCGACCUACUUAUUUCAUUUAUUUCACUUCACACGACAGUCUCUGUUGUUUAACUGUUAUCGUUUCUUACUCACUCCUCACCCUUUAGUCGGCAAAUGUCUUCACUUCGUCCCUUCAUCCUUUCGAGAUACAUACAGACUUAAGCGUGCAGGACCCUUCGUCAUGCCAUAUUUCAAAGCUACGAACCCCGCGUGCUAUUAAUUGUUCAUAAUCCCCCCACCACGCGUUUCCCUUCAAGGAUAAGUAGUUAAAGCAGAUUGAUAACGUGGCGAGCUCAACAAAAAAGCCACCAUGCAAUCUAUGCAGAGACAGUUCGGGAAAUUACUCCACAAGAGCCCUGGAGAUAAUGCCCGAGUCGCUGUUUUAUUAAACGACUACGAGGAUGCCGACAGAGUUCUUGCUAAGAUCAUUGACCACACCAAGUCAUGGCACGAAUCCUGGGUAAGCCUGGCUAUGGCGCAACUAGGCAUAGUCACCGAGUACGACGGCCUCUGGGACCCAAUAGUUGGUGCUACCGAUGGUCAUGGAACAACAGCUGUGCCGACCCCGGAUCUCCAGCUCGAACGUACCCUAAGGUUGAAACAGGCUUAUACUGAGCUUAAGGCAGAAGUACUGGAGGAAGUAGGUCUCAUUGAAUCUACAAUAAUUAAGCCCGCUACCGACGCCCGCGACUGCAUUGCGCCCUUAAGGAAGACCAUUAAGAAGCGGGAAAACAAAAGGUUAGAUUACGAGAAGUGCCAAGACAAGGUCAACAAAUUGCAGAGGAAGGUCUCUCGAACUCCCAAGGAAGAUGCUGCUCUGGCCAAAGCCGAAACCGAAGUUGCGCGAACAGCUGAGGAAUUCGAGAUUGCGGACUCACAUCUAAGAGAAACAUUACCACCUCUCGUGGCCGCGACUUUCAGCAUAAUACCGCCGCUCAUAGCAGGAGUGGUUGUAAUUCAGAAUAGACUGCUCGGCCUGUAUUAUACCACGCUUCACAACUAUUGUCAAGACUAUGACUUUCCAUCGCCGCCACCACCCAUGGAAAGUGUCAUAUCCAUGUGGUCGGGUGCUUAUGAGCCCGUCAAGCGCGAAGUCGAAUCCAUAGCAUGCAUCGCAACGGGUAAGGCCGUCCGACAGCCUAUGAAACUUCCAGACGAUCCAAGCAACAUCAACAAUAAUAAUAACGAUCGCAAACCAUCCACUUCGUCCGCGACUUCCUCCACCGCGGAGAACGGCUUUCACCGUUCACCGUCUGGGCUCAUCGGCUCCAGUAACUCCGCACCACCUCCAGCUGGCCCACGGCCAAAACGAAUCCCUUCGUCAGCCUCGAUAGCGUCAUCCCAAGGAAGUAACACAAUACAACCAAAGCCGAAGCCGUCGUUUGCUAUCGGCAAUCAUCUCACGCCUACAGACUUUACCACAGCAUCUCGACUCGGCCAGGGACUAACACCAGCGAUAUCACCUGGUUCCACUCAACCACGAGCAGAUUAUUUCGGACGCCCUUCCCCGACGCCCACAAAUGCAUCCAGCACGUCGUUCAACGCAGCCGCUAGCGCAGCCGCCAUUGCCGUCAAGAAGAAACCUCCCCCGCCCCCACCGCCGAAGAAGAUAGGCGCAAACCGGCUAGAGGAGUUCGUAAUUGCCCAGUAUGAUUUCGUUGGGCAGAACGCAGGCGACCUGUCCUUCCGCGAAGGCGAUAGGAUAAAAAUCGUCAAGAAGACGGGCACGGAUCAGGACUGGUGGAUGGGCGAGAUAGACGGCGUCCGGGGCAGCUUCCCGGCAAAUUACUGCAAGGCAGCUUAGCAGGUAGCGCGUCUAGAGCAGAUCCCAGCUAUGUUAGGUUAGGUAAGUAACUAGAAAUUCGGAAUAAAAUGCAGGUAUCCGGAACAUGCGGUGUUAUAUAUAUUUAAUGAGUAUCACUUCGUUUCUAUAAUGGUGGUCUAAAGGGGGGGUUCCUUCUACUUGCUCUUUCAGUCAUGUCUAAAUAAACGGAUAAGGCUGGGCGGAUGGGUAGAUGGAUGGAUAAUGAAAUGGGAAAAGAUUUACGGUCCUUUAUAAUAGGAUACGCAUACCUUUGGUAUUUAUAAGUAUAAAAGGGAGAAAAGAAAAAAAGAAGAAAAAAGAAAAAUUGGGGUUCAAGUCAAUACAAUAGUACUUCUUCUAGUCUUCACUGCAAAUAAUGGCGUGAGGUCAGAGUAUGAUAUGAUGAAGUAUUGAUGCUUCAAAAAUAUUGAUGCUUCAAAAAUAUAUGCAUUCAGUCUGCUUAGUUUUAGGUAUUUACGUCCGCCUAACCUAACCUAACCUAGCACUCAACCAAGAGAGUCAGUCACUCAAUCACACCUACUACUCCUCCCCAUCAAAUAGAUAAAUAUCUUCAUUUUCCAUUUCCGAAACCCAGCAAAAGCACAGACCAGCCCAUUUCCAAUAUCA
Molecule: messenger RNA, 2425 nt
Organism: Daldinia loculata
Lineage: Eukaryota; Fungi; Ascomycota; Sordariomycetes; Xylariales; Hypoxylaceae
Exons: 3
Coding region: 305-1798 (497 amino acids)
Biological process (GO): plasma membrane tubulation; endocytosis; actin cortical patch localization
Cellular component (GO): medial cortex; mating projection tip; Rvs161p-Rvs167p complex
Molecular function (GO): protein binding; lipid binding
Source: RefSeq, a predicted model, not a curated record